GUUGCCGACGCGACGCGGCCAUAGGCGCUUUAUUCCUCAAUUGUUGUUCUGCGGCGUCGUACGUGAGCGCGGACUGAAGCAUCGUCGAAUCUCAAUUUCAAUCCGUAUCUGAAUCUGAAUCGCAGCGUUUAGUGUCUCUGUCGGUUGUUCCCACGUAAAAAGUCAACGGCCACGACUACGGCAUCGGUUUCAAAGUCCUUCUUCCUUCAUCCUUCAUCAAACGCAUAUCCAAGUGAAUGCUUGAAUGCUUGAAGGGAAAGUGUCAUAAAGCGUGCGAUUAUCCUGUAAACAAAGUGUAAAACGCGCACAGAGCAACAACAGAACAGCAUCCCCCCGCGUCAACAACAACAUCCACAUCCACAUCCAGGAGUUCCAGCGCCAGGUCCUGCUCCAAAUAAAACCCAUUUACCAUUUGGACUGCAUGAAAAGCGGGAAAGCGGAAAGAACAAAAGCAAACAGCGAACGAAAACGGAAUCAUAACAGGGGAACGGGAACUGGAACGGGAACCCCUGUCGGAUUCAGGAUUUUUACGACCUGAGCAAUCAAUUCUGCUGAGUUGUGCGUUUCUGCUGGUCAAGGGACCUCCCUUCCGCCUGGUAUCCGCCCCCACCCACGAGAACAGCACUAUUGGAAUUUGGAUCUGAGCACAUCGUAUAAUGGUUGCCCAAGUGAGAUGACGCCACUGCCACAAGUGAGAAGGAGGAUACGUUAGUGGCGGCGGCAUUGACUAUGGGAACAGAGGCAUGGGCGUGUGUGCGGACCUUGGGUCUCAUCGAUGCUGUCGGGCAUUGAGCCACAUCCAGCCACAGCCACCAAAGCAGCAACAACAAUCCCCAUACCAGCUCCCAAUAAGCGAGGGCUCUCCAGCAGCAGCAGCGCCAGAACCAGCAGCAGCAGACUCAGCCACGAUUCCAUCUACCACGACGCUGACGGCAUCGCCAGCGAAAACGGCUGCAUUCACAGUGAAAACAACGAGGAGAAGAGGACGAAGACGGCUAGACGGCGGAGGGGACGAGGAAGUAGAUGCCGCCAUCGCCAGCUCAAACUCCAACCCCAGCGCCAGAUCGAGCCCAAUCUCGAGCUCAGGACCUGCCACCAGAUCGAUACAAGUUUUCAAAUUUGUGCUGAUUUCGUUGCUUUCCCUACUAGCGGAAAAUUCACAAGCGCACAAUAUUCCAGAAGAUGCUGUGCACAUCACGGCCAUACUCGGCGAAGGCGUCAUCUUCAACUGCCAUGUGGAGUUCCCCAACGACCAUCCGGUGCCAUAUGUCCUCCAGUGGGACAAGAAGGUGAGCGAAACGGGCUCCGAUCUGCCCAUAUACAUCUGGUAUGAGAGCUAUCCGGAGCACAUCGAGGAGGGCUACAAGGGACGGGUGUCGCGCGUCUCGCAGGACUCGCCCUUCGGCAGCGCCUCGCUCAACCUCACCAACAUCCGGGAGUCCGAUCAGGGCUGGUACGAGUGCAAGGUCGUCUUCCUGAACCGCGAUCCCAAGCAGCACAAGAACGGUACAUGGUUCCACUUAGACGUACAUGCACCGCCGCGCUUUAGUGUUACGCCCGAGGAUAUUAUAUACGUUAAUUUAGGUGAUUCAAUUAUACUCAAUUGCCAGGCUGAUGGCACACCGACCCCGGAAAUACUCUGGUACAAGGAUGCCAAUCCCGUCGACCCCUCGCCCACGGUGGGCAUCUUCAACGACGGCACCGAGCUCCGGAUCUCGACCAUACGGCACGAGGACAUCGGAGAGUACACUUGCAUUGCACGCAAUGGUGAGGGGCAAGUCUCCCAUACGGCCCGUGUUAUAAUCGCGGGCGGCGCUGUAAUCAUGGAUAAGGCCGCGCCCGACAAGCACGCACGCACCAAGUCCCAGGCGAAUGCCAUCAAUGAGAGAUUUGCUAUAAGAGUGCCGCCCACCAACCAAACGAAGCUCGAGGGCGAAAAAGUGAUAUUCUCAUGCGAGGCUAAGGCGAUGCCCGGCAACGUGACCGUCCGCUGGUUCCGCGAGGGAUCGCCGGUGCGCGAGGUCGCGUCGCUGGAGACCCGUGUCACCAUUCGCAAGGACGGAUCCCUCAUCAUCAACCCCAUCAAGCCGGACGACUCGGGCCAGUACCUGUGCGAGGUGACCAACGGCAUCGGCGAUCCGCAGAGUGCCUCCGCCUACCUCAGCGUCGAAUAUCCUGCCAAGGUCACGUUCACGCCAACGGUGCAAUAUCUGCCCUUCCGGCUGGCAGGAGUCGUCCAGUGCUACAUCAAGUCGAGUCCCCAGCUGCAGUACGUGACCUGGACGAAGGACAAGCGCCUGCUGGAGCCCUACCAGAUGAAGGACAUCGUGGUGAUGGCCAACGGGUCGCUGCUCUUCACGCGCGUCAACGAGGAGCACCAAGGCCAGUACUCCUGCACGCCCUACAAUGCCCAGGGCACGCACGGCGCCUCCGGCUUCAUGGACGUGCUGGUCCGCAAGCCGCCGGCCUUCACUGUGGAGCCUGAUACGCUCUACCAGCGCAAGGUCGGCGACAGCGUCGAGAUGCACUGCGACGCCGUCGAGGCGGAGGGCACCGAGCGGCCCACCAUCAAGUGGCAGCGCCAGGAGGGCGAGCAGCUGGCCGACUCGCAGCGCAACCGCAUCAAGAUCUCCGGCGGCAACAUGACCAUCGAGAACCUGCGGCGCGAGGACUUUGGCUACUACCAGUGCGUCGUGUCCAACGAGGUGGCCACCUUGAUGGCCGUCACGCAGCUGGUGAUCGAGGGCACCCAGCCGCAUGCCCCCUACAACAUCACCGGCAAGGCCACCGAGUCCUCCAUCACGCUCCAGUGGCUGCCCGGCUACAGCGGGGGCUCCGAGUACAAGCAGGACUACACGAUCUGGUUCCGCGAAGCGGGCGUCAACGACUGGCAGACCAUCUCGGUGACGCCCUCGGGCAGUACCCAGGUGACCAUCAACGGCCUGGCCUCCGGCACCACCUACGAGUUCCAGGUGGUGGGUCGCAACGUCCUCGGCGACGGGAUGAUGAGCAAAGUGAUGACCGUGCGGACGCUGGACCUUUUAGCAUAUUUUGACAUUUUCUUUCACACCGAUUCGCGGGGCAAGCUAGUUUAUUCGCCACCCAGAUUGAGAGUGAAAGGUCCAAAGCCCGGCCCCCCACGGAACGUGUCCGUCACGGAGGUGUCCAACGGAUUCCUCAUCACGUGGCAGUCGCCGCUGGAGCGGGCGCACAUCGUCAAGUUCUACACGAUUAAGUACCGCACGGACGCCCAGUGGAAGACGUUGAACCGCGGACAGAUACGGCCGGAGGAGACGCAGUAUCUAGUGAAGAACCUGGUGGGCGGACGGACCUACUACUUCCGGGUGCUGGCCAACUCGGAGAAAUCGUACGAGUCCAGCGACGAGGUGAAGUUCCCCGUGCCGGCACGUGUCAAGCAUAAAGCUAUAACCGCCGGCGUCGUUGGGGGCAUCCUGUUUUUUAUUGUUGCGAUCAUUUUAUCGGUUUGUGCCGUAAAAAUUUGCAAUAAACGUAAACGACGAAAACAGGAAAAAGAGUUCAACAUGGUAGCUUGCAGGAUAACGGACGCUCGUAACAUUGCAGCCAAUGCAGCCAAUAAUCAUCAUCAUUUGCAUCACAAUCGCAGUACGGGCUCAAUUUCCUCUGGUCAAGUGCCUUUAAAAAAGUACAAACAAACCCGAAUAUCAAGUCUAACCGCCAUACUGAUUGCCAUUCUCCACUGGAUCUGGCCACCCGAUCGCUGCACCAACUGCCACUCCAUCUACAGCUCCCCCACGACCCUCGACGACUGCGACACAGGAACUGCCACUGGGAGGCGCUCUGUGAGCCGCAUUCAGCGCAGCCUCGAUGGCCGCUUUGUCUUGGAUGUGGAUGGAUCCAAGAUACAGGGCUACACGCUGGACAACAACAACAUCGACGUAGUGGAUGGAGCGCUCUUUGAGCGCCGCAACAGCAACGUCUCCCAGAAGUCCUCCAGCGACGAUGGCGGCUUCCUCUCGCGGCGCAACUUCAUCACAGCACGGGCCUCCUGGCGUCGUCCCCUCGUGGCCUCCUCCAGCCAGCUGAGCCUGCAGUCGGCGGCGGACUCGGCGCGCGGCUUCCUCCAGGGCUUGGGCGGUCUGCUCAAGAUCGGGGGCAAGCCACAGCACCAGCCAGCGCACUUUGAGGACGCCAUCAGCGGUGCCCGCUACCAGAACGUGCUGCGGCCUGCAUACAACAGCAGUGGCAGCCACAAUCUGUACGGGAAUGCGGACAGGAGCCGUCCGCUGCACAUCAACACCAUCAGUGGGGCCUUGGGCCUGGGCCAGCAGCAACACCUCCUCUCGCCGCACCACUACACCCCCUCUAGGAUCUCGCGCAUCUUCUCCAGCUCCCCGGCGAUGAGCCACCUGCACCACCAGCAGCAGUUGCUGCUGAGCGGCGGCAGCAGCGGCUACCCGACGCACUUCAGCGACCUCAGCACCGUCUAUCCGCCGAACUCCGCGGAGCGAUCCCACAACAGCGGAGUGGGAGGAAAUCUCAGCAGUCGCUAUCGCUACUACUCGCAGGAGCUGCCUUCGUUGAGAACCAUCCAGGAGGAGACCCGCCGCCAGCAGCAGCAGCAACAGCAACAGCAACAACAGCAACACCAGCAGCAGCAGCCACAGCAUCCGCUGGAGGAGCACUUCGUGCCGCUGCAGCUCCCGUCGCCGCCGUCAUGGAGGAGCUACUACCACGGACAGCUGCCGUAUCACAGCUACAGGCCGCGCACGCGCUGGUAUCCGCGUCACUACUCCCGCCUCUUCAGCCGCCAGCAGCACGAGCUGCUUUCGCCCCUCCCCGAUCUGAAUCUCUCCCUGCGCAACAGCGUGGGCGUGGGGGGGAGUGCAGGACUGGAGGCCUCGCCCGAGUCCCGCAGCAGCUCGAGUGGCUUUGGCUCGAAGAACACCUCCAAUCACCCGGGCAGUACCAGCGAGUGGCGGCUGCUGCCACCGUACCGUGCCCCACCCUCGCCGCCCAAGCACUUGGGGUACUUUGGGGCGGGAGGAUUGGAGGGCAGCCAGCAGGCCCAGGGCCAGACGCCGCACUCCGCCUACUCGUCCUAUCCGCGGACCAACACCCCGCCGUACACAAUGGCCCACUGGCUGGAAAUGAUCUCAAGACUGAACGCGGCCACGGACAGCAACCUGCCUGCCCCCAAGGCACCGUGCCCCGUGGACGUCGGCAGCGUCGAUGGCCACUACGAAUUCGACCCCGCCACACCCACGCCUAGCGCCUCUACGCCCACGGGCAUGGGAAUGCUGCGCGAAGAUCUCAACCAUCUGCACAUCGAUACGCAAUCGCAUCCGCACUCGUUCCAUCCACAUCUGCAUCAUCACCACACCUUGGGGCCUCUGAGUGGCAGCCUGCUGCACGCCCACGCCCCCUCUGGAUAUAGCGGGGGUUCCGGGAAUCGCAAGCUGCGCACCCUGCCCCUGCAACACCAGCUACCGGCGCGCUACGACAACGUGGAGGUGCGCCUGCAGGCGAUGCGAGAAGAGUUCUACGCGUACCGCAAGCGACAGGCCAUGCAGCAGGCGGGAGUGCCGCCCGAAAUGGAGAGCGUUUGCUGAGUGACGGCCCCAGACUCCAGAGUCCAGACUCCAGUCCAGUCCAGUCAAGCAUUUAAUUAAGUCCCACAUGGCAUCAACACAUCCCCACAUGCACAUACCCAUGAAAUGCGCCUCAAUGACAAUGCAACGGCAAGCACCGCAACUACGAUGCAUCCAUCCCAUCAGAGACAGACCCAUCAUAUGCAAGUCGCAGGGGAUACGGGAGACGGAUGAGCAGCCGCAAGCAGCAUGCCAUUGCAAUCAACAUUCAACCGCAUACGUAGAUGAUACAUGAUACAUGAUACAUAGAUGAACAUCGGAUCAGGCCACACAUCUGUGCACGCGUACAGCCAUGCCCUUGCCACACAUGCCCCUCCCCCCCACCCUCAUCAUAGAGAUCCCUCAGAUAUGAACUUUAAAAGUUACCUACCCCCAAAGAGAACCCAAGCAAUGAAACAAUUAGUAGAUUUUACGGGAAGACAGAGAGAGAGAGAGAGAGGGAGAGAGGGAGAGAGAGAAGCCAAGUGAAUUCCACGCGAGAUUUGUAAAUACUUUGAGAAGGAGGAGGAGCAGGAAAUGGAGAUAGAGAUAGGGAUAGAGAGGGGGAUGCAGAUGCAGAGAGGAGCCGAAAGUUUAAGUAUAAUAUUUAAAACCUAUAGCAAUUAUAAUCGAUAAAAGAUACAAGA
Messenger RNA from Drosophila pseudoobscura, 6256 nucleotides. It is a transcript of the gene tutl, whose product is annotated as immunoglobulin superfamily member turtle. The transcript is spliced from 13 exons. The coding region runs from base 744 to 5591 and encodes 1615 amino acids. The record is from RefSeq and is a predicted model, not a curated record. Gene Ontology annotation, biological process: homophilic cell-cell adhesion; dendrite self-avoidance; axon guidance. Gene Ontology annotation, cellular component: plasma membrane; axon. Gene Ontology annotation, molecular function: cell-cell adhesion mediator activity. NCBI's taxonomy places the organism in Eukaryota, Metazoa, Arthropoda, Insecta, Diptera, Drosophilidae.